ACUCUGCCAUUCAUGUUUACCGGUGACCGGCAUGGUUUAUUAACAAUCGUUAUCAAUAUUGUUCCGUAUCGACCAAUCGCCGUUCGCCAAUUGAUGAAUAUUAAAUAGCGCUUGUUCUGGAGUCGUAGUUAACUAAUCUCGGCGUCGGUCAACAAUUAUUCGUUCUUUGAUCGAGUCCAUUGCACGUUUUCAUUGUUGUACAAUUUUUUUUGUCAUUCGCCGUUCCAUUACCACACUCUGCGAUCUGCAUCUUCUACGUACCAUUUUCAACUUUAAGAAAUACCGGUAUCUCCAAUCAUGGCGGCUACCAUUGUGGGUGUCUUUCAGCCCGAAAUGCAAAAUCUCAUCAAAGAUUCCAAAAUCCUUUUAGUUGGUGCCGGAGGUAUUGGUUGUGAAGUGCUCAAGAAUCUUGUGUUGACGGGUUUCAGCGAUCUAGAAGUCAUUGAUUUGGACACAAUUGAGGUCAGCAAUCUAAACAGACAGUUCUUGUUCAAUAAGCAGUCAGUAGGAAAAGCUAAAUCUCAUGUUGCAAGAGAGAGUGUAUUGAAGUUUAAUCCAAAUGUUAAUAUUAAAUCUUACUUGGGUAACAUUAUGGAUCAGAAUUACGAUGCGAGUUUUUUUAGUAGAUUUAAACUUGUUAUAAAUGCUUUAGAUAAUAAAAAAGCACGAGCUCAUGUUAACCGCAUGUGCCUUUCAGUUGAUAUUCCUCUCAUUGAAUCUGGUACAAUGGGUUAUAGUGGUCAAGUUGAGUUUAUUAAAAAAGGAGUAAGUUUGUGUUAUGAAUGCUUGCCUAAACCUGAACCAAAGUCUUAUCCUAUGUGUACUAUAAGAAACACUCCUAAAGAACCUAUUCACUGCAUAAUUUGGGCUAAAUUUUUGUUUAAUCAACUGUUUGGAGAAUCUUCACUUGAUGAUGUUUCUAUGGAAGUUAAUGAAAAAGAUGAUUUACCCAAAAUAUCGGCUCGAGAGUGGUCUAUAAAAAACAAUUAUGAUCCUACGAAAAUGUUCAAAAAAAUUUUCAUUGAUGAUAUACAAUACUUAUUAAAUAUGAAAGAUUUGUUUAAAAAUAAAAGAACUGAACCAAUACUUAUGUCUGAAUCAAUCCUAAAGGAAGAUUAUGCUGAUUAUAGUCAUGAAUCAGAUUUAAAAAUUUUAGAUUUGUUUCAAUAUAUAUCGAUGUUUAAGGAUUCUAUUGUAAAGAUUAAAAAUAAAUUGGACCUAACAAAUGGAAAAAAUUUAGUUUGGGAUAAAGAUGAUGAUGAUUUUAUGAACUUUAUUGUUUCUUGCACUAAUCUUCGAUCUAAUAUUUUUGGAAUACCAUUGAAGAGCCAUUUUGACAUAAAAUCUAUGGCCGGCAAUAUUAUUCCAGCCAUUGCCACUGCAAAUGCAAUAAUUGCUGGCCAAAUUGUAAUACAUGCAUUGAGAGCACUAAGUAAAAAUUAUGAACGUUGUCAAAGUGUGUUUUUAAGAGCAAAACCCAAUCACAAAGGAGCAAUUCUGGUUAAAGAUAAAAAACUUGAAUCACCAAAUCCAAACUGUUUUGUAUGUUCCGUUCAUGGAGAACUUAUUUUGCGUCUUGAUACAACACGUAUUACAGUAAGACAAUUGGAUGAACUAAUUUUAAAAAAAAAAUUAAAUAUGGUUUUACCUGAUGUAAUGGCAGAUAAUAGAAUACUUAUUUCCAGCAAUGAGGAUGAUGAGUUAGAUCUAUACUCAUUUUCACUUAAUAAAAUUCAAGUUGUACAUGGAUCUAGACUUAAAGUUGAUGAUUAUUUCCAGAACUAUAGUGUCAUCAUUAUGAUACACCACAAAGAAAAAGCAACUGAUGAACAACCAGAUUUUGAAAUAUUUAAUAAUAUGGAGGAUUUGAGAAAGCGUGAUGAACAAUUGAUUGCAGAAGAGAAUGCAAAAAUUGUACAAGAAACGUAUGACUGUGUCAUAGAGGAAUUUGAAAAAGACGAUUAUAGGGUUGAUAAAGUGAAGCCUACUUACGGAUCAAUAAGAAAUGAACAAACUGAUACAGAUAUGAUGGAAACGAUUGAUAGUGAACACGAAGUAAGUGAUGCAAAAGAGUCGCUGACGGAUAGUGGUGACCAAGAAGUCAGUAAUGAAGAAAUAUUGGCACUAAAAAGAAAAUCUGGAAAUGAAGAAGAGACUUCAGAACCCAAAAAAAGUCGUUUUGAUGAAUAAAUUGUUAUUCAUUUGUAAACUGAAUAAUAUUUAGUGUUGUAUACAUCAAUAAUUUAGUAACUGUAAUAUAAAUUUACUUAUAAUUAUGUUCCUGUUAAUUAUGCGAUACUGUACAUUUAAUAUUCUAAUAUUCUGACUACAUUAUUAGUAUUAUUUAAAUUCAAAUUCAGAUAUAUAUAAUG
Messenger RNA from Sipha flava (yellow sugarcane aphid), 2372 nucleotides. RefSeq names its product SUMO-activating enzyme subunit 2-like. Gene Ontology annotation, biological process: protein sumoylation. Gene Ontology annotation, molecular function: SUMO activating enzyme activity. Lineage: Eukaryota; Metazoa; Arthropoda; Insecta; Hemiptera; Aphididae. The record is from RefSeq and is a predicted model, not a curated record. The coding region runs from base 298 to 2190 and encodes 630 amino acids. The transcript is spliced from 2 exons. Gene Ontology annotation, cellular component: cytoplasm; SUMO activating enzyme complex.